Messenger RNA from Tachyglossus aculeatus (Australian echidna), 1510 nucleotides. It is a transcript of the gene ADA, whose product is annotated as adenosine deaminase. The record is from RefSeq and is a predicted model, not a curated record. Gene Ontology annotation, biological process: negative regulation of adenosine receptor signaling pathway; T cell activation; hypoxanthine salvage. Gene Ontology annotation, cellular component: external side of plasma membrane; cytosol. Lineage: Eukaryota; Metazoa; Chordata; Mammalia; Monotremata; Tachyglossidae. Bases 55 to 1125 code for a protein of 356 amino acids. Gene Ontology annotation, molecular function: deaminase activity. The transcript has 12 exons.
GGACACCCAUCGAUCCGCCCAUCGAUCCAUAGAUCGAUCGAUCGAUCGAUCGCCAUGGCCACGUUCGACAAGCCCAAGGUCGAACUUCACGUCCACCUGGAUGGAGCCAUUAAGCCAGAGACCAUUCUCUACUUCGGCAAGAAGAGAGGGAUCCCUCUUCCUGCGGAAACCCCCGAGGAGCUGCGGGACAUCAUCGGGAUGGACGAACCUCUCAGCCUUCCGGAAUGCUUAGCCAGAUUUGACUAUUACAUGCCGGUUAUUGCGGGCGACCGGGACGCCGUGUACAGGAUCGCCUACGAGUUUGUGGAGAUGAAGGCCCUGGAGGGCAUGGCCUACGUGGAGGUGAGGUACAGCCCACAUUUGCUGGCCAACGCCAAGGUGAAGCCCAUCCCGUGGAACCAGGAAGAAGGUGACCUCACACCUGACGAAGUGGUGAAGAUUGUGAACGAAGGACUGCAGGCCGGGGAGCGCGAUUUCAAAGUCAAAGUCAGGUCUAUUCUAUGCUGCAUGCGCCAUAUGCCAAGCUGGUCUCCGGAAGUGGUGGAGCUGUGUAAAAAAUACCACAAUCGGACCGUGGUGGCCAUCGACCUGGCUGGGGACGAGACCAUCCUAGACAGCAGCCACUUCGAAGGCCACGUGAAGGCCUACCAGGAGGCCGUGAGGAGUGGCGUCCACCGGACCGUCCACGCGGGCGAGGUGGGCUCCUCCAAGGUGGUGGAACAGGCUCUCGACGUGCUCAAGUCUGAGAGGAUCGGCCACGGCUACAAGUCUCUGGAAGACCCGGUCCUGUACGGUCGCCUGCUGGCUGAGAACAUGCACUUUGAGAUCUGCCCGUGGUCCAGCCACCUGACCGGAGCCUGUGACCCGGAUUUCUCCAAACACCCUGUCAUCAGAUUGAAGAACGAUAAAGCCAACUACUCCCUCAACACCGACGACCCUCUCAUCUUCAAGUCCACCAUUGACACUGAAUACCGGAUCACCAAGGCCUUGAACUUCACCGAGGAGGAGUUUAUGAGGCUGAACAUCAACGCGGCCAAAUCCAGCUUCCUUCCUGAGCAGGAGAAGGCUGCCCUGGUGGAGCAGUUGUACAAGGCCUACGGGCUGCCCCCUGGCACGACCAUCUGAUCCUCCCCUCAGCUCUGAAGCGGUCCUCCCCACCCCGAGGAUUGAGACGGGAGACACCUCCCGAGGCUGAAGAGGACGAAGGCUUCUUCUCCCCCGUCGCCGGACCGCUUUAAUGACCGGGGGGUGAUCUUCAGAAACAGGGCGCGGUGGUGGGUAGCGUUCUUCUCUGCAAUCGGGUGAUUGUUCUGGAUCAGCGCAGCAGACGUCGGUUUCUCGCUGGCUCUAAUUUCUCGCCCACCGUGGGCACACACUCCCUCCUCCUCCUGCCUCAGCUAUUCAAUACGCACAACCUUUCUUGUACCCUCAAGGCCUUGCCAAUCACCGUGGGAAGCUGUGUGGGUCCAAAAAGAAUCUGCAGCUCAGUAAAGGAAAAUCAGUAGCUAGA